This is a messenger RNA of Saprolegnia parasitica CBS 223.65, 1135 nucleotides long. RefSeq lists its product as hypothetical. Gene Ontology annotation, biological process: ceramide biosynthetic process. Lineage: Eukaryota; Oomycota; Saprolegniomycetes; Saprolegniales; Saprolegniaceae. The coding region runs from base 56 to 1075 and encodes 339 amino acids. Gene Ontology annotation, cellular component: endoplasmic reticulum membrane; Golgi membrane. Gene Ontology annotation, molecular function: ceramide cholinephosphotransferase activity; sphingomyelin synthase activity. The transcript has 2 exons. The record is from RefSeq and is a predicted model, not a curated record.
CUGGCACGGUAUCCGGACUCGGAGGCGGCGCCGCACAGAGCAACGCGGUGACGAGAUGGUGUCCAAGGUCUUCACGAGCUUCCUCUGCGUCUGCUGCUGGCUCCAUGGCGCGACGGUCGGCGUCGCGAUCGGCGAUGCGCUCGACCUGCAGCACUUCUUCCUCCUGAGCGUCGGCGUCUUCUUUGCGAUCACGGUCAUCUACCCGACGUCGCGCCGGCUCGCGGUCUCGGCCAUGUUUCUCGCGUGCGCCGUCUUCCUCUCGGCGCUCGUCAAGUCGCUCGCGUUCUUCCGGACGCCCAACCACCACAGCGCGCUGCCCGACGUCGGCCAUGACUUUUUGCCGUCGAUUCCGAUCCCGCCGAGCUUUCUCUUGCAGCUCGUGCUCGGCGCGACCGCGACCUUUGUGGCGCUGCAUCCCCUGCGCAGCAUUAUUCUGCGCCGGGUCCUUCUCAUCUACGCGGCGCUGCUCAUGGCGCGGACGCUCCUCGCGCUCAUGACGUUUCUGCCCGACUCGAACCCGACGUGUCUCGUCGAAGAGAAGAAUCCGAGCGCCCGCGAAGUCGUCCAGCACUUUCUACUCUCGCGCCGCAGCCUCGCCGAGUGGAUUCGGUCGCAAACCAACGUGAGCCUCGUGGCGUGCCGCGACACGAUCUACUGCGGCCACUCGACGCUCCUCAUCCUCUGUGGCAUGGUCUGGCACACGUACUACCACCGCGUCGAGAGCCCGGUCAAUUGGGUCAAGUCGAUUGUGUGGACGACCGCGAUCACCGCCAUGGUGAGCUCGCUCGCCCGCCGCGAGACGUAUACGCUGGACGCCGUCCUCUCAACGUACUUUGCCGUGACGGGCUGGGCGACAUACCAUCGGCUCGCCAACGACGUCUUGACCGGCCAGCGAUUCACGUGCGUCUGGCUCAUCGACAAGGUGAUCGUGUACCCGCUUGUCGAGUGGAUGGAAGAGGAGGAGCACGUGAAGAAGCCCCGCGAAGUGCGAUUGUACCGUCGUGACACUCAAGACCAAGGCGAGUCGCCGCCGCCCAAGAAGACCACCGCGACGUUCCGAACGAGCGAGUUUUAGAGGCAGGGCUCGUAGCGACGCCAUACUCCCUCUAAAGACACACAAGUGCUGCGAGUCUAC